AUGUCCUGGCUCAAGAAGUUUCUGCCAGUUGCGGAGGAGGCUCCCCGGGGAUUUGGAGCUGGAUUCGGGUUUCAAGUCCUAAAGAAUACCAGCCCCAUGUUAGAAAUAGAGCCCUGGUUCGAUUACAUCUGCGGUAUCAAUGGUCGACCAAUCGUCAGUACAUUCCGCCCCGUCCCCAUCUGUCACCAGACCUAGAGCUAACCUCCCCCUCCUCCCCGACAGGAAGACGGGAACGCCAUGCUCUUCAAGCAAGAGGUCGGAAACUGCGCGGGUCGGGACGUAACCCUCCGCGUAUGGAGUGCCAAGGGCCAGCGCACCCGGGACAUAAGCAUCCCCCUCCCGCCCGAUGCUACAGGCCUGGGCCUAACCCUACAAUGGGCCUCCCUCGCCGCAUCCGAGGACGUCUGGCACAUUCUGGAUGUAGCGCCCAAUUCCCCGGCCGACCACGCGGGCCUGCUCCCCUACGGGGACUACAUCAUCGGCACGCCGGAAGGCGCCGUGCGCGGGGAGUCUGCCCUGGGCGAGCUUGUGGAGGACUUCAUCGAGCGUCCGCUGAGGCUGUACGUGUACAAUCAUGAGUACGACGUCGUGCGCGAGCUGACUAUCACCCCGCGGAGGAACUGGGGCGGGGAGGGCGCCCUGGGUUGCGUUUUGGGGUUCGGUGCACUGCAUCGUGUUCCGCCGCCGCUGACGGAGCCACCAAACGCGCCUGGGGAGACGCUGUUUGAUUCUGCCAGCGGUGUGUCGUCGGAAGCACACCCACCGGUGGAUCAACAGAACUUUAUCACCCCCGCCAGUAUGCACCCCGCCCUUACGCGAACUCCACCUCCGGCUCCUAGGUUCAGAACGCAGUCCCCCGUUGGCGGGCAGUACCCACCGCAGCCGCCGAAAUCGGGCUCUAUCAGGCAUAACAAGCCCAGACACCACGGGCACCACAUGAACCCCUCUGCCAUGGACGCCUUCAUGCGCGAGGAAGAGCAGAAGAGCAGGGAAUUGGACUACUCUGGGUCUGGCAGGAAUUCCCCGGUUGCGGGGCCACCGCCACCUCCGCCGAGGGGUGGCCCGCCGCCGAGAAGGGUGGGAACACCGUUGGCACAUGGGACAGAAUUAACUUGA
Messenger RNA from Tuber aestivum (summer truffle), 1116 nucleotides. The record is from the annotation of a GenBank genome assembly. Lineage: Eukaryota; Fungi; Ascomycota; Pezizomycetes; Pezizales; Tuberaceae.